Molecule: messenger RNA, 1185 nt
Organism: Rhodotorula toruloides NP11
Lineage: Eukaryota; Fungi; Basidiomycota; Microbotryomycetes; Sporidiobolales; Sporidiobolaceae
Product: 26S proteasome regulatory subunit N7
Exons: 7
Coding region: 1-1185 (394 amino acids)
Biological process (GO): proteasome-mediated ubiquitin-dependent protein catabolic process
Cellular component (GO): proteasome regulatory particle
Source: RefSeq, a predicted model, not a curated record
AUGGCGUCUGUCUCGACCGCCCCCUCCGCAGGCGACGACGCUCCCCUGCCCAUCCCGAACCUCGCCCUGCCCCAGCUUGCGUUCGUCUUGACGGAACCCAAGGCGCAGCACAAGCGCGAGGGCGCACAGGAGCGGCUGCUCAAGGGGAUCGAGGAUGACGAGAUGGCGCCGUACCUUUCCCACCUUACCUCCACCUCUGUCCUUCCUCCUCAAUCCGAUCUUCUCUCGCGGCUGCAACAACGCAACAAGGACGAACUCGCACGGCUCGACGCAAAACUCGAGGACGCGAAGACGAACCUCGGCGAGACGGAAGUCAGUGAUGUGUUGCGGGAACGGGCGACGUAUUUGGCGCGGAUUGGCGAGAAGGACGAGGCUGUGAAGGCGCACGAGGAGGCGUUCGAAAAGUCGGCAGGGAAGGGCACGAAGAUUGACCUUGUCCUCUCUAUCAUCCGCAUCGGUUUCUUCCACUCCGACCACGAGCUCGUCAUGUCCAACAUUGACCGCGCGCAAAAGCUGGUAGACGAGGGAGGCGACUGGGACCGCCGAAACCGCCUCAAGGUGUACGAGGGCGUCCACCUUCUCUCGAUCCGCAACUUCAAGAAGGGCGCAGACCUCCUCCUCGACGCGUUGCCGACAUUUACGGCGACCGAGCUGAUCGAGUACGACGACUUUGUCGUCUUGUGCGUGUUGGCGGGCGUGCUGGCGCUCGAGCGGAAGGACCUGAAGAAGAAGGUCAUUGACGCGCCCGAAGUCAUCGCCGUCGUUCCCAAUGUCCCGACGAUCAAGAACUUUGCCGAGUCGCUCUACAAGUCCGACUACGCCACCUUCUUCCGCUGCCUCGCCACCGUCGAAGAACACCACUUCCUCCCUUCGCGCCUUCUCUCCGUCCACUCGCGGUACUACACUCGCGAGUUGCGCGUCAAGGCGUAUGCGCAGUUGUUGGAGAGCUACAGGAGCGUCACGCUCGAGAGCUUGUGCAGCGCGUUCGGCGUCUCAAAAGAGUGGUUGGACAACGACCUUGCGCGCUUCAUCUCCUCCGGCCGCCUCACCUGCACGAUCGACCGCGUCAACGGCGUCGUCGAGACGCACCGUCCCGACGCAAAGAACGCGCGCUACAACGCCGUCAUCAAGCAGGGCGACGCGGUGCUGACGAGCGUGCAGAGGUUGAGUAGGGUCAUUGGCUGA